AGGUGGCAGGCGGGUACUUAAGGCGCGGCCACCGCCGCUGCGGCAGUGCGCCCAGCAGCGGACUCUGAGAGACCAGCGGAUCUCGGACCUCGGCGAACCUUCGCUCCCGACCACCCACCCACCGCUCUCGGAGCCAUGGCGGCAGUGGCGGCGGCCUCGGCUGAACUGCUCAUCAUCGGCUGGUACAUCUUCCGCGUGCUGCUGCAGGUGUUCCUGGAAUGCUGCAUUUACUGGGUAGGAUUCGCUUUUCGAAAUCCUCCAGGGACACAGCCCAUUGCGAGAAGUGAGGUGUUCAGGUACUCCCUGCAGAAGCUGGCGUACACCGUGUCCCGGACCGGGCGGCAGGUGUUGGGGGAGCGCAGGCAGCGAGCCCCCAACUGAGGCCCCAGCUCCCAGCCCUGGGCGGCCGCGUCAUCAGGUGCUCCUGUGCAUCUCGGCCAGCAUGGGAGCCCGUGCCGCGCAGGAAUGGGGGGUCCCCUGUGCUCCCUCGCCAGAGGAGCACUUGGCAAGGUCAGUGAGGGGCUGGUAGGCCCCCGGAGAAGCAGUACCGACAAUGACGACGAUACCAGAUCCCCUCCUAACCCCUUUGCACCGGUCCCACUCCGGGGCAGGGUCGGGGGAGGAGGGGGAAUGGGGGAGCAGAGCUGAGAUCUGGGCGUAGGCACCGCAUUCUGAUCUGGACCAAGUUGGGACAGCAACAUCUCAGCCCCGCAGCCACAGCCAGGCCAGCAGGCCCCACCACGGAGACAAACACCACACCAGCCAGCAGAAUGGACAUUCCAACAUCACCAGCCGAAGCCCUGAACCUCAGUGCAGCAGAGACGGCACCUGCUGCGUGCCCGUGUGCCCCUGUGGCAGGACUGGAGGGUGCACCGGAAGGGGAGGUUAAUAGAAUGGGGCCCUUUCACUGUCCCUUGCCUAGGGCACAUGCAUUUCAGCCUUGCUGCCUUCGCUCCCUCAAUUCCCCUUUCCCCCCUCACUGACUCCCAAGCCCACUCCACCCCACCUCAAGAAAUGUGUCACUUGAUUUGGGCCUAUUCAACCAGUAAAUGAAUCCCAUUUUUACUAAAGCAUCUUCUCCGAGCCCCCUGCCCCUCACUGAUCUUGCUUUUCCCUGGUCUCACGCAGUUGUGGUCAAUAUUGUGGUAAUCGCUAAUUGUACUGAUUGUUUAAGUGUGCAUUAGUUGUGUCUCCCCAGCUAGAUUGUAAGCUCCUGGAGGACAGGGACCACCUCUACAAAAAAUAAAAAAGCAAUACCUCCCCUGUCUCGCACAGUGUCCCAGGACCCUGCGGGGCAGUGGAGGCGCACCAAAAA
Carlito syrichta (Philippine tarsier) is the source of this 1315-nucleotide messenger RNA. It is a transcript of the gene NNAT, whose product is annotated as neuronatin. Gene Ontology annotation, biological process: positive regulation of insulin secretion; brain development. Bases 136 to 381 code for a protein of 81 amino acids. The record is from RefSeq and is a predicted model, not a curated record. Gene Ontology annotation, cellular component: cytoplasm. NCBI's taxonomy places the organism in Eukaryota, Metazoa, Chordata, Mammalia, Primates, Tarsiidae. The transcript is spliced from 3 exons.